Molecule: messenger RNA, 1067 nt
Organism: Protobothrops mucrosquamatus (brown spotted pit viper)
Lineage: Eukaryota; Metazoa; Chordata; Lepidosauria; Squamata; Viperidae
Product: ubiquinol-cytochrome-c reductase complex assembly factor 2
Exons: 4
Coding region: 23-400 (125 amino acids)
Biological process (GO): mitochondrial respiratory chain complex III assembly
Cellular component (GO): mitochondrial matrix
Source: RefSeq, a predicted model, not a curated record
CGCCGGGUAAACGUCCGCCAAGAUGGCCUCGGCGCGCUACCGGCGCUUCUUGAAGCUCUGCGAAGAGUGGCCCGUGGAGGAGACCAAGCGCGGCCGUGAUUUGGGAGUCGUGGUGCGGCAGAGAGUGAUGCAAGCCUUCCGCGAGGGAGAGAAUACUCAGAUUGCUGACCCAGUGACUUGCGAUGAAAUUUUUGAAAGUUUAACUAAAAUUCAUACUAAUUAUUAUAAAAAUAAGUAUCCACGUCUGAGAGAUACAAACUUCUCUGGAGUGCCAGUGGAGGAAUGCAAGUUGGUCCUUGCAACAGAACAAUUGAAGCAGCUGGAAGAAGGAAAGCUUGGAAAAUUGAAAAGGUUACGUGAAAAAUUCUCCGCCAAGCAUCACAAAGAAGAUUCCAAAUAAUAACUUGGUCUUUAACUGGUUUCAUAAAGCACUGUUUUUGCCGGUAUAGCUAAACCUCGUUACCAGCAAAGGACAAUGGAAAGCUAUUCUGAAAUGAGAUAAACAAGCUCCAUUUGAAUACAUUGGUUUAUAAAGACUUAGGAAGUCCAUCUGAAGAACAGGAAAUGAUAUAGUUACAUGCUGUGGGUGUUUACCUAUCUUCAGUAUGAAUGUCAUCUUGCAACUGAUGUGUUGGAGCCUAACAGAACUAUAGUUCAUGUCAAAACAAAACAAAUCUAACAUUGGGAUUCUGUGACAGAAAUGUGUGGCUGUUUACUGUUAAUUAGCUUGUGUGUUGUUUACGGGAAAGGCAGCACUUACUCUGGGGAAAAAGAAGCUUACCAUAUGUUGUGCAAAAUUAAAUAUUGAGAGGAGAAAUUUCUAUUCUAUGACUGCUGCCUGUGAAAUCGAUUGAGAUAGCAAAGUAGUUCCAAAUACAUGGGCAGCUCCCAAAUGUUCUUUGCUGCAAUGUACAUAAAAUCCAUUCUCAGUGGCCAGGAAAUAACAGCAAAAACCAGUGUGACAUGGUAGUAUCCUAACAAAAUAGCAAGCGUGCCAAAACAUGUAUUAGCACAUACACAGAUCUUGUGGUUCACAAGUCACUGUGGCCAUGGUUCCAUAGAACCAG